UUAUUGAUUGAGAAUUUGAAAGAUUCCUGAAAUUGAGAGGUAUCGUCAAUUGGGUAUGUGAAAGUUGCACUGAUUUCACCUGCUGCUGAUGAAAUGGGUCAAUUUUGGAUAUUUUUUCAAUUGUUUAGUUGAAAUUUGUGGGUUUUGUCGUUGAGAUACAUAGAAUUUGAAUAGUUUUGUGUGGGUUUUAGAUUUGGUAAGUUUUGGAUAUGAAAACUGAGGUGAAUAUGGGAGGUGAGAGUUGGAAUGAUGAAGAUAAAGCCAUUGUUGCUGCUGUUCUAGGGUCCAGAGCAUUUGAUUACUUGAUUUCAAGCUCCGUUUCUAAUGAAUGCUCUUUAACUUCAUUGGGAAAUGAUGAGAAUCUGCAACACAAGCUCUCAGAUCUUGUGGACCACCCGAAUUCAGCCAAUUUUAGUUGGAAUUACGCAAUUUUUUGGCAAGUCUCGCAGUCAAAAACAGGGGAUUUGGUUCUUGGAUGGGGGGAUGGAUCUUGUAGAGAGCCAAAAGAAGGUGAAGAAUUCGAAAUCGCUCGAAUUCUUAGUUUUCGAUUGGAAGAUGAGAAUCAACAGAGAAUUAAGAAAAGGGUUCUUCAGAAAAUCCAUCUUUUGUUUGGUGGAUUAGAUGAAGAUAAUUAUGCUUUCGGAUUGGAUAGGGUUACUGAUACCGAAAUGUUCUUCUUGAUCUCCAUGUAUUUCUCAUUCCGAAAAGGCGACGGAGGUCCGGGAAGGUGUUUUACAUCCGGUCAUCACGUCUGGAUUUCCGAUGCAUUGAAUUCAUCAUCCGAUUACUGUUUCCGAUCUUAUCUUGCUAAAUCUGCCGGCAUUCAGACCAUCGUUUUGGUUCCCACCGACGUCGGCGUCGUCGAGGUCGGAUCCAUUCGGUCGUUACCGGAAAACCCCAAGCUUUUGCACUCCAUCAGAUCUUCGUUUUCCGUGAAUCAGAUAACCGCUUCUGUAGCCACACCAAUUCCGGUGAUCAAAAGAAACAGCAAUUCCCAUUCCGAUCGACCCGUCAGGGCGUCCAAGAUUUUCGGCCAGGAUCUGAGUUCGAAUUUAAACCAGCCGCCGUUCCGGGAAAAGCUCACCGUCCGGAAACCCGACGACCCACGGGUCCCGUUUUCGAAUUGGGCACAAUUCAACAGUCCUCCAAAGCCGACACCACAAUUGCAAAUCGAUUUCUCCGGCAUUACUUCCCGGCCGGUUAGCAGCGAAUCCAAGAUUUCAGAAGAAACCUCCUGCAGAGACGAAAGGGAAGCCAUCACCGGCAUCAUAACAGACGAGAAACGACCACGGAAACGGGGCCGGAAGCCCGCUAACGGACGGGAAGAGCCACUAAACCAUGUCGAAGCUGAACGACAAAGAAGAGAAAAGCUGAACCAAAGAUUCUACGCUUUAAGAGCAGUGGUUCCCAAUAUUUCAAAGAUGGAUAAAGCCUCGUUAUUAGGCGAUGCGAUCACGUACAUAACUGAUCUUCAGAAGAAGCUCAAGGAGAUGGAAUCAGAAAGAAACGGACCCAAUAACAACAACUCGAUCGAAGUCCAAACCGGUGAGGAUGAAGUCCUGGUGAAGGUAACCUGUCCUUUAGACAUACACCCUGUAUCUAAAGUUAUCCAAACGUUCCAAGAAUCGAAGAUCACAGUCAUGGAAUCGAAGAUGGCAGCACGAAACGAUACGGUUUUCCACACGUUCGUGGUCAAGUCUCAAGGACCCGAACAACUGACCAAGGAGAAGUUGAUCUCUGCGUUUUCAAGAGAAACAACCUCCUCGUUACAUCCAUCGUCAUGAAAAUGGAGGGAAAAGCAGCAAGUUUUAAUAUGCGUUCUGGGAUUUGUAGAGCAGGAAUCGACUUAGAAAUCGUUAUGCAGAGGUUAAUUUUGGUUCAUUUUCAAUAUACAAUUUUAUGGAGCUUAAAUGUAUAAAUGGAAUAAUUAUCUAAACAUCAUACUCAUACAGAUGUAUGAUCGUUUCUUAAUAAUCGUCAAAAUGUUUAUGUUGCCAUUUAAGC
Cynara cardunculus var. scolymus (artichoke) is the source of this 2004-nucleotide messenger RNA. RefSeq names its product transcription factor bHLH13. Gene Ontology annotation, cellular component: nucleus. The transcript has a single exon. Bases 210 to 1784 code for a protein of 524 amino acids. NCBI's taxonomy places the organism in Eukaryota, Viridiplantae, Streptophyta, Magnoliopsida, Asterales, Asteraceae. The record is from RefSeq and is a predicted model, not a curated record. Gene Ontology annotation, molecular function: transcription cis-regulatory region binding; protein dimerization activity; DNA-binding transcription factor activity. Gene Ontology annotation, biological process: regulation of DNA-templated transcription.